Spodoptera exigua (beet armyworm) is the source of this 6617-nucleotide messenger RNA. Lineage: Eukaryota; Metazoa; Arthropoda; Insecta; Lepidoptera; Noctuidae. The record is from the annotation of a GenBank genome assembly.
AUGUUACAGUGGCGAGUCCACCGGGAGGCGCGAGUGCUCCGCGUGAGGAAGCACCAACCCGCCCCCCGCCACCACCCGCGCCCCGCAACGGCACCCCUCCUAAACAAGGUGCCUUGACGAUCGUGCGCCGCUCCUCAAGCCGCAGUAAGGCAGAGAGUUGUCCAACGCCCACGGACGAACAGCUCGACUCUCUUGACUUAGACACUGAGCACUUGCCCGCCGUCGACACGCCCGAUGCAUGCGACAAGGCCGCCCUUAGAUUACGCUAUCUCCUAAGACAAUUGAAUAGGGGUGAAAUAUCCGCAGAGACUUUACAAAAGAACCUUCAGUAUGCUGCAAAAGUUCUUGAAGCUGUCUACAUUGAUGAGACCAAGAGGCUGGCUGACGAAGAUGACGAGCUGUCAGAAGUCCAACCUGAUGCUGUACCGCCUGAGGUCCGAGAGUGGCUGGCGUCCACCUUCACGCGACAACUGGCUACGGCGAAGCGAAAGUCUGACGAGAAACCUAAAUUCCGGUCCGUGGCUCACGCCAUCAGGGCAGGGAUUUUUGUGGACAGGAUCUACAGAAGGGUCACCAGCACAGCGCUGAUGCAGUUUCCUCAAGACGUCAUUAGAGUACUAAAGACAUUAGAUGAAUGGUCGUUCGACGUGUUUGCCCUGCAUGAGGCGUCAGGUGGAGCACCCGUCAAGUACCUUGGCUAUGAACUACUCAACAGAUAUGGAAUGAUACAUAAGUUUAAGGUCCCGCCGACGACGUUGGAGAACUUCCUCAACAGGAUAGAGGAAGGUUACUGCAAGUUCCACAACCCUUACCACAAUAACCUCCACGCAGCUGAUGUGGCGCAAACAGUUCAUUACAUGCUGUGUCAAACUGGACUGAUGAACUGGCUAUCAGACUUAGAAAUUUUCGCGACGCUGGUGGCGGCCGUGGUGCAUGACUACGAGCAUACAGGCACCACGAAUAAUUUCCACGUGAUGUCAGGAUCUGAUACCGCGUUGCUGUACAACGACCGGGCUGUCCUUGAGAACCACCAUAUUAGUGCUGCAUUCAGGCUGAUGCGCGACGAGGAAUGCAACUUACUGCAGAAUCUAUCCAGAGAGGAGUUCCGAGAGUUCCGAACCCUGGUUAUUGACAUGGUCCUGGCUACGGACAUGUCGUUCCACUUCCAGCAGCUGAAGAACAUGAGGUCGCUGCUCUCACUCGCUGAGCCCACCGUCGAUAAGUCCAAGGCUGCCUCCCUUAUUCUACACUGCUGUGAUAUCUCGCAUCCAGCCAAGAGGUGGGACCUGCAUCACAGAUGGACAAUGAGCCUCCUGGAUGAGUUCUUCCUUCAAGGAGACAAGGAGCGUGAUCUAGGGCUUCCAUUCAGUCCUCUUUGCGACAGAAACAACACGCUCGUGGCGGAGUCACAGAUUGGUUUCAUCGAGUUUAUCGUCGAGCCCAGCAUGGGAGUCUGCGCCGAUAUGCUUGAGUGCAUAUUGGGCCCUCUACAUUCCAGUAGCAAGAACUCCACCAGUUCUGCUGAACCUAUCAAUGAAGAGAGCACAGGUACGAAGGAUAGAAAUGAAAAUAGCAGCAAAUUCAAGAUCAGGAAGCCAUGGGUCGCGUGUCUCAGCGAUAACAAGAAGAUAUGGAAAGAGCAAGCUGCCAAAGAUGCUGAGGCACGCGCUAAACAGGAGGAGGAGAACAAUAGCGUCCCACCGACAACAGAGGAAUAAUAUUUAGCCACAUUUGUAAAUAGCGUUAGAUCUAGUUGUUGCAACAUGUUCUAUUCGUUGUUAAAGAAAAGCUAAAGCAUACUGUAAAAUAUACAUACGUGUGCCAGCUAUAUUAUAUGUUGCUAAUUUAUUAAAAUAAAAAUUGUUGUGUGUAACGCACAAAUACGACUUGGAAGCACAAUGCGAAAAGCCUGGAUGUAUAAAGUUUCUCUAUGUGGAAGACAACAUAGUGAGCUAAUUCGAACAGGCGACAUACCGCGCAGCGGUAACGCCAGUAGUGUAAAUGAUUCAUUAUUAUUAUUAUUCGCCGCUAAGACUCUAGCCUAGCCUAAUAAUAAGUCUAAUAAUGCUUUUAAGAUAUCUUAUUAUCAAGAUUCUAUUGCGGGAAAAUAGGACUACUACUAAACUUAUAAAAUUAUAAAAAAUUAUAAGGUCCUAGGACGUUACCCUGAGGAAUCCCUUUAACAUCUGGCUCGUAAUAGAAUCUUGUCUGUAUAUUUGAAGAUGUAUCGAUAGGUAACAAUAUUUUCUACUCAUAAAUGAAAUAAUUAUUGUGUAAAACUGUACUGAACUCAUUUCAAAUAUAGUUGUUAAGAGCUAAAUGUAACUGUAAGUAACUAUCAAAUGCUGGUGACGGAGCAAACAACAUUAAUUUAUGUAAUCAUAAACACAUGUGCACUUCUCUUCAAUCAAACACUUAACUGUAACUUAAAUGUAGCUUAAUAUUAGUGUUAAACUUAACCCAUAAUAUGAUGAAUACGCUUAUUAAUUUUAAUGUUUCCGAUUAAAUUGGAGUCUUGAUAUUCUUGACCAAAUGUUAUUUAAUAUGAAAUUAUUUUCUAAAUGAUAAUGCCAUUUCAAAUUCUAGUAAUAGGUAGAUAGUACAUUAGUAAAUCUUCAUGAAUACAGAUUAAGAUUUUUGUCUCUGUUAUAUACAACAUACCUAGCUAAGUAUAAUGUAGAAAAUCUCAAAUAUGUAUUGAAUUUCAAAGCUCGUGCUCAAACCGAUGGAGACGAACUGCUUUCUAUAAACAACAACUACCUAUUAGAUCUAUUAGACUGAAAGACAAAGGCGUCACAGCCCGAGGAAGAACAGGAAUACUUAGGUAGGCUAAGCGAGACUCGGUCUUAUGUCAGGCCCUUGUGGAGGACCCGAAGUAAAUGUACCGUCCUUCAACUAGAAUAUCUAUUGACGAACGGAGUUAAACAUUGAAUUUAUUAUUAUCAAAGAUAUUAAAGGAUUUCAGGCCAAGUGUGUACUCACCGAUGCCAAAUUUACAUCCGACAUUGGUACUGAAAAUACAUACACAUUUUUCUACUGUUACCAUAUAAAUGAAUGAGCACUCAGCAACAUUUCAAACAUAUAUCAGAGGCCUAGUUUUCCUGGUAGGUACGUGGGACCAUUCUCAUUGAAUAUCAAAUCAAAUGAAUCCAUAAUCAUGAUAAAUUAGGUCCCUAGGUGUAUGAUUUCAGGCAUGGUAAGGCUAGAUAUUUAAUCCAACUGGUGACGCUUAUUGUAGACAAAUUUAACAAUAGAUUUUUUUAUAUAUGUAUACUUAUGUAUAUUUAUAUUUAUCAUCUAUUUUAAUUAUUAUUAGAGAUUUAUUAAAUUCUGUAUAUUGUGCAUUUAGUGUACCUAUUAAUAGUUCAUAGGUACUAAUUAUUAAGAAUAAUCAAUAUAGAAAAAUACCUACUUAAUUUGAAAAUGUAGUCUAGUAAUGCCAUUCAGAUUGGGGAUAUAGCUUUAUAAAAUUGUAGAUUUUAGCAUACUGAGCCUUAUGUAAAUGAAUAUUAAUUGUUGUUUCUGUAUUAUAUAGCUUGGAGCAUAUGGCCCACUCUUGAUUAUUAUAAUCUCUCUCAGACUAGAAACCACUUUUUGUACAGUACUAUUGCUUUUAAAUGUGACAUUACGACAUUCCGAAUGUGUUUAGUAUUCAAUUGUCAAUGUAAUUAAGCUAUUUAAAGACCUAUACACUGCUAUGAUUUAAGAUAGUGAAGAAUAGAGAAUAUAAAAUAGUUACCUAUCCACAAUAGUAAUUAUAUUUUUCACCAAAAUGUUCUAAUGUGCUUCUACAUAAAAUAUUAAUGAUAUUUUACAUAAAAUAUUUAUAUAUUUGAAGUCAUUGAAAAUAAAAAUAAGUAUCCACUCAUAGUUAUAUACCUACCUAAAUACCUAUUAAUGUGUAAAGAGGUGUUAUUUACUAAAAAUAUUGACAUAUAAUUCCUUACAUUUUCUAUUAGUAUAUCCUACACAAAAAAGCAAGUAACAGUACCUAUAUUUAAAUGCAAGCGCUGAAUAUAAAUUUUCUAUAUGUAUUGUAAGUAUGCAAAUGUACCUACCUAUUUAUUAAAUGUUUUAUCUUAAAAAUCACAAUAAUUUUAUGUAAACAACAACAAAGAUCUUUGUAUGAAAUUGCAUUUUCUCUCUAAUAAAAUGAAAUCUCAAAAUCAAAUGGUUUUUUAUCGACUUGUCAGUCUUUUUCUACAUGUGUAUAUAUAUUUGUCCACCUUUUAGUUACAUGUAAAUUAUAUGUAAAAUAAAAUAAAGAUUUUCGUAGACGAAAUGUUUACUUUAAUACCCUUAGAUAGUUUAACAUGGGAAAUGCAUGUUCUUAUAUAUCUAAGAAAUAGAAAAAAUAUAAAAGUUGAAGCAGCGAAGAUCUUAUUCUUAAAGCAUUUAAUGUAAUGGGUAGCACUACUGAAGUAGCAGUGCAAAACUUAUUGUGGUCUAUUUUAAUAGUAAAAACUUAUUGCCAAACAUAAUUAAACUUAAAUACAAAAUUACUCACAUACUUUCAAAAAGCUUUCAACAAUUCGUGAUUGCAAAAACUAACCAGCUACAAUACAUGAUUUAGCAUUAACAUUAGCAGCUUACAAAAAUAUAUCUAUUUUAAAUGAAAAUAAAGAAUUGAUUACAAUAAUGACAUGAUUUCUGAUAUAAUCUAUGUGAAUGACAUAAAAUGAUGAACACACUGCCUCGCUGGUGAGUAUCUCAGUUUCCUAAAAGUAGAUGAUUAUAAAAAAAAAACCUUUAUCAACUAUCCUGCUAUAUUCAAUGCUAUCUCUUAGCUAUAUAUGAACAUUAUUAUACUUAGUACUACAGCUGUAUUACAUAGCAAAUCAUAUUUGCAAUUUAACAAUUAUAAAAGGCACAUUAAGCAAAUAUUCUAAACAUUUGACACAAAAUUCAUUAUUAAAAAAAUUAUCACAACUGAUUCAACUAAGGAUGUAUUUAUGAGUCUUGCCAAAUAUAUUAAGCUGAAUGCAUAAGCCUCGGACAUCUGACUUCUGUCUAUUACAAAUUAUUGUACCCUCUAUAACAUCUCCUUGCUUGACCUCUUUACAAUCUUUGAAGUAAAAAACAGUUUGUUUCCAAUGUGUUGGUGUCUUGUGAGGUCCAGUUGAGAAGUCUAUUGCAUUUGGCAGAUCAAAAAAGGUGUCAAAGUAACCAACAAUUGAGGUCAAAACACCAUCCUUGAUGAUAGGCAGUUUAAAUUCUGAGGUAAAGUCCAUGACAUCAGUUUUGCACUUGUUUAUAUCGAUAUCUUUGACAACACAAGGUUCAGAUAUAAUGAAUUUUGAUCUCACAACAUCAAUACUUGCUUCUCUCACAACUUCAGAUUUCAUGCAAUUCAUUUUGUAUCCAUAGACGUCUGACCAGUAGUCUAUAAGUUUCUUGUGUGUAUCUAUAUCGCCAUUAGCAACAAGACUUAUAUUGCACCUAUUUGGUAGCAGCAGUCCACCAGGUUUAAGACAAUGGUCUCUUGCAUAUAUGACACUAUCUAACAUACCUUCAAAUAGUAAAAAGUAUCCCAUCCACUCAGAAACUAUUAUGUCAACCUUUUCAUUUAAUUUUGUAUCCUCCAGUCUUCCUUUGACUAAUUUAAUAACAUCUUGCAAAUUGUUUUCUCUCACUAUAUCCAUAGCAUGAUAUAUUAUUUCAGAUUGAUCUAGAGCAUAGACCUUUUUAGCUCCAGCUGUUGCACAGAACAUUGAUAAGAUACCAGUACCACAUCCCAGAUCUAAAACAACCUUGUCUUUCAAUGUUUCUUUGUUAUUCAAUAUUGCAUCCCUAUAAGUUUCAGUUCGCACUUUGUCUGAAAGCAUGUCGUAAUGGAUACCGAAAUGAGCAUAAGUACUAAAGUAGCCAUCAUCAAUCUCCAGAGGUACACUCGCAACACAGUUUACUUCAGCUGGCACUUCAGUGUUGUUCUUAUUUCCACCUUCCACUAGUGUUUGCAUUGAGUUUUGCAUUUUUUUAAUAUCCUCCUUUGCAUUAUUCAGAAGUGUUGAACUCUCCGCUAGUUGUUGUGUCAAUAACUGUAUAGUUCUUUGAAGCUCACUGAAAUGUGCCUCAGAUAAAGUAACUAAACCAUUUUCUACAUUAGCAUGGUAGGUUUUUGGAGAACUUGGCUUAUCAGUGAGAGCAUCGAAAUCAUACAUUAGCCAAUCAUCUUGCUCUACAGGUUUAUAAUACUUGUCGUCGUCCCAAAGCACCCGGUUGACGUUUGUUAUAACCUCAGGAGCGGGUUUAUGUGUCCUAAUGUAAUUAAUCAGUUUAAUGUAUGAAUAGCAAUCCAUAUUGAACUUAAGUUUCAGUUCGUUCAAGUCAAACUUGUGAGCAGCUUUGCAAUGAGUGAUUCCUUCCUCAAUAUUCGACAAAACAUUCGAACAAAAUAAGCAUGUUACCGUAGUGUCGCUAGUUUCCAUUUCUUGCCAUUCGUCGUCCUCAAAAUUGUCCUCGUCGCUACUAAGAUCUGGUACGUCCGACAUUGUUUAGGUUUAUUAAUAAUACAAUAACUUUGGCGUAAUUAUAGUAUUUUCACGAUUCACUAAAUAAAGAUCCGCAAAAUAGGAACAUGUGAGGUUGAACUGUCAAAAUUCGACAUUGAUUUUUAU